Nerophis lumbriciformis (worm pipefish) is the source of this 6575-nucleotide messenger RNA. Its product is annotated as dystroglycan 1-like. Gene Ontology annotation, biological process: muscle attachment; nerve development; axon guidance. Lineage: Eukaryota; Metazoa; Chordata; Actinopteri; Syngnathiformes; Syngnathidae. The record is from RefSeq and is a predicted model, not a curated record. Gene Ontology annotation, molecular function: calcium ion binding; laminin binding. Gene Ontology annotation, cellular component: dystroglycan complex; sarcolemma; dystrophin-associated glycoprotein complex.
CUCAGCGUCCCUUCUAACCGCAACAAAUCAAUUAGGGUUUUUUUCUUUGUCGUGAGAAAAGAAAACGUUUGAUGGCAAAUUGGAAGCUUCGGAGGCGCUUUGUGGCUCGAGGAGGAGCUAGCUAACGUUAGCUCGCUAACAAGUUGCUGGCAUGCUGUAUAACUGGCUGCCAAAGACCUCUUGAUGGAUCCCAGAAAACAACAAAGGAACAACUCAAUCUGUGAGCACAGCCAAUAACGAGGGAAUCUGACCCGAAGCGUGUCAUCUGAUUGACUACGGUGCAUGUGGCCUCUUAAGUCAUUCAUCUGCUAGGCAGCUCAAGGGCCUACUGCUAUGCACUAUAAACUGGGAGACGGGAGCGGUGGGGAUGCUGGGAGGUGCAGGCUCCUUUGCAGUUCGACAGUCUCCCUAGUAAUAGGACUUCUGAUAGCAAUGGCUCAGGGUGCUGCAUCGGAACAGCAAAAUGCACAGGUGGAGAUGUUCACAAUUCAACUGGAGGCUUCAAUGCAGUCAUCUAUACUUUCUGAGCUCCAGUCUGCUGCUUUAGCCUUUGAGUCAUCGGUGAAGAAUGGGGGAGUACAGGCUGGCAUCCCUGACUCUUCAGCGAUUGUGGGCCAGGUGUUUCAGAUGAGGAUUCCACUGGUAUCUGACAAUGCAAGCUAUAAUCUCCAUCUUACUGAGAUGGGGCAGCCAGCAUUACCAUCAUGGCUCUAUUGGGACAAAGAAAAUUGUAUUCUGAGAGGCUUGGCUCUGGAGCAAGAUAAAGGUGUGUAUCAUAUAUCUGUGUCUGGACAAGACAUGAAUGAGAAGACCGGCAGCCAAGAGUCCCCCAGUACGGUCUUCUCCAUUGAAGUAUACCCUGAGGAGCGGGCAGACACUGAACCAUCCCUGCUCGCGCUACAGUCUAAUAUCAGUGGCCUGCAGCCUUUCACUUGUGGCCCUGAGGAGCUUGUCACUGUCCUCACUGUCAUACUGGAUGCUGACUUGACUAAGAUGGCAGCUAAACAGAGGGUCAGUUUACUAACUGUUAUGAGAAAAUUCUCACAUGUCCCCAUUGAGCACAUGAGACUUGUACCUGUUGUGAACAACCGCUUAUUUGACAUGUCUGCUUUUAUGGCGGGACCAGGAAAUGCCAAGAAAGUGGUGGAGAACGGCGUUCUGCUGUCUUGGAAACUCGGAUGUGCCCUUGACCAGGGCAAUAUCCCUGACAUCAGCAUUGUCCAAUUCUCUGCAAAGGAUGGAACAAUGUCAGCCACACUGGCAUAUCCAGUGGUUGGCUGGCACAUUGUCAACAAAAAGCCCCAUGCAGUGAAACGUGUCAAACGACAGUUGUACAACACUCCUACUCCAGUGCCCUCCCUGCUUCCGCCAACUAGUUAUCCAGAGCCACCUCUACGCAUUGUUCCGACCCCAACGUCACCCUCAAUUGCCCCAGCAACAGACCACUCUGCACCUCCUGUACGCGGCCCUUUACCUCUUCCUGUGAAGCCUACCAUGAGAGUUAGAGAUCAGAUUGCACAUACACCUGUUUUGGGUCCCCCCCAACCUACCAGGAUAUUGGGAUCGACAAGCACCAUGCCCAUCCAACCUACAAUGACCAGACCUACAUUUGUGGAAGCCACUGCUUUACCAACACUACCAAGCACCACCAAAAAACCUAAACCAUCUAGCACAAGAAAGCCCAAGAAACCUAAAACGUCAACCCCUGCUCCCAGAGAACCCAAAUCUACCACAGCAAAACCACCCAAACGCACCACUCCUCUCUCCUUGUCUCCAGACUUGAAUCAGAUGCCAGAGAUCCGCAACCCAAUUGAUCAGGUAAAUGCAUGGGUUGGCACAUACUUUGAGCUCAAAAUUCCUCCUGAUACUUUCUUCGACAAAGAGGACGGUACAACCGACAAGCUGCGUUUGAUUUUGAAGCAACCCUCCAAGGAGGCAGUCAGUGAAACGUCUUGGAUUCAGUUCAACAGCACCAUCCAGCUUUUGUAUGGACUUCCCGAAGAGCAACACAAGGGCAAACACGAGUACUUCAUGCUGGCCACAGAUAAAGGUGGGAAAAGUGUCAUGGAUGCAUUUGAGGUUCAAGUAAACCAUUGGUCUACUAAUGAUAAACCACCAGUUGUUUUUUCUGCCCGUUUCCACGGUGACCCCAAAACAUUAAGCAGUGACAUCCAUAAAAAGAUUAUUUUGACAAAAAAGUUAGCUUACGCGCUUGGUGAUCGAAAUAGCAGCACAGUGACCCUACGAAGCAUCACUAAGGGCUCCAUUGUGAUAGAAUGGUCCAAUAAUAGUCUCCAGCAAAAUCCUUGUCCUAAGGACCAGAUUACGGCUCUCAGCAACAGGAUUGCUGAUCCACAAGGGACACCAAAACCAGCUUUUGUUAAAGCCAUGGAGCCUGAAUUCAAACCCAUUAAUAUCUCCGUACGUGGCACAAACAAAUGUCAAAGCUACACCUUUAUACCACCAGGGGAGGUUCCGCCAAUUCCAGUUCUUCCUACAGCUACACCUUCCCCUGGCACCGGUCGUAGGAGCAGUGAUGAUGUCUACCUGCACACCGUCAUCCCUGCGGUUGUGGUAGCAGCACUCUUAUUAUUUGCAGGUAUCAUCGCCAUGGUCUGUUACCGUAAGAAGCGCAGAGGAAAGAUGACCAUGGAGGAGCAGGCUACCUUCAUCAAAAAGGGAGUUCCCAUAAUAUUUGCAGAUGAGCUGGAUGAUUCCAAGUCCCCUCCGUCCUCCAGCAUCCCGCUUAUCCUUCAGGAGGAAAAGCCACCACUUCCUCCACCAGAGUACCCUAACAUGGCUGGUCCCCACAGUACACUGCUAAACCAGGAUUUGUUGGAAGAGUAUUCUGUUUAUGAGGAUGAUGAUCCCAAUGCGCCUCCUUACCAGCCCCCACCACCUUUUACUGUCCCCAUUGAAGGCAAAGGCUCUCGUCCUAAGAACAUGACCUCCUACAGGUCACCACCCCCCUAUGUUCCUCCCUAACACACACUGAAGUUUUCAGCUUGGAAUUCAGGUGCACUGUAGGGAUGCUUGUGGGAAAACUACUGACUACAGACGUAACUUUUCAUGGAUUUCAAUGCAGGCGACCAUACGUAUCGUUUGAUCAUCAUGGAUUAGAUACAUCAACUUUCUCCUACUGGAACAGGCAAAAUAGAUGGCGAACAGUUUGUAAUUCCAUUACUCUUCCCUUCUUUUUUUGUUCUUCAGAUCUGCUUUUGACUUUCAAAUGCUUUGUCUGUAUUGCCCAGAAGAAGAGUCAAUUUUAUCUUGAAUGAUGUACUAUUUCUAUUGUAUAGAACAUAAUAGAGGAGAGCCUGAAGCCCACUGGGCCUUUUAGCAGAUGUUACCAUGACAACAGACUUGAGGCUCUCCCUUGCUGUGGUAUUAUUUGAGAGCUGUAUCACUCUUAUCUGUCUGUCAGCUUGGUUUACUAAGAUGUGGUACCUGUUAAUUCUAGAGGGCAGUUUAAUACCAAAAGCUAAACUGAAAGCCUAUUAAUGUAGAAUAAUGAUUUCAUUCUAUGUUUUGUCCUAUAUUUUGCUGCUUCUUAACAGUCACAAACUUCACAUUCAAGUACUUGUUAGGCCACGUUUCACACAGAAUUUACCAUUCAAAUUCAAUUACGGUAGAAACAUUUCAAAUUGCAUCGUAAAACUUUUAAUGAAAUAGUUUCUUCACAAAGGACAUUCCACUCAUGUCACUUGUUGUUGAUGUAGACUAAUUUAGUUAGAAACAAAAUAUAUAUUUUUUAUUUUUAUUUUUGUGCCACUGAACUUGCCGUUUGAGAUGUUUUGUGUUUUUGCUGUGGUAACUGGUCAGGCAGGCUGCUAUGUCACAAUGAAGGGGCCAGUGGAAUGCUUUUUCAUCACAGCGUGACAAUUGAGCACAUGUAACACUCCUUUUUAAAAACAAAUAUGGUUUGUAUUGUAUUUCCAUUACCCUCCUAAAAGGGAACUGCACUUGUUUUGGAAUUUUGCCUAUUGCUUACAAUCAUUAUGAGAGACAUGAGUGCCCAAAAAACCCUCUCGAUCACCAUUCAAAAACCGCCAACAAUACUCCAUUUACAUUUCGGGACUUUAAUAAUAACCAAGGAAUAAUGAUAUUGUUGUUAUAAGCGCUAAUGCAGACAAACUAUUUAUAGCAGCGCCGUGAUCACUAGCUUGGGUGGUUAUGUAGACAUCAUUAACUGGUGAGCUGCUUUUUCGCGUCGGAGCUUGUUUAAAUUUAUUCUAGUUUAUAAAUAAUACCUCUCACCUUGAUAAAGGAGGAUAAGGAAAUAAUCCAACAAGUUAGUAGACUUUGACAGCCAAUUUAAACCCGGGUAUGGCGAGAAAGACACAAAAAAAUGCUUAAUUUAAUUCCUCUUUCUUUGCAAGGAUUACGAGUCAUUCUUAAUCUAAACGGGAAUGUAACAAGAUUCUAUCGGCAGCCUAAUGACAGCAGACAUAGUACAGUAAGUGAUGUUUUAUUAUGUUUGUUGGCUCUCAUAAAGUCUGCAGUGAAUAGUAAUCAGUUGUGUUGUUGAAGAAAAAAGCAAACGUGAUGCGUUUUUUAAAUCAAUGUGCCGCUUUUACUUAAAAUGAGCAAAAUAACGUAAAGUAUCACAUCUUAUUAUAAAUGUGCCUGUUACUACAUGACAUAUAUACUUACAGCACCUUAGUGGAGGUGUGUAGAUGUUUUUAAGGGCUUUAUAGGCAGAAUAGUGCGACUCCCAUUGGCUCCAUUGUAAGCAGACUUUUUAUGGCAUUUAUUUACUAGUUAGAAUGCAUAAAAAGAGAAACACCGAUUGCGAUUGUCUUCUCAAAUAACUGUUCAAAAUUCUUGUGUUCAGACAAAUCUUUAGUUUUUUUUACACACAAAAAAAAGGUCAGAACACAAUAAUUUUGAAAUAAAGAAAAACAUGUGCCAGGAUUGUGAAUAAUAGGCAAAAUUAAAAAAAAAAGUGAGGUCCCCUUUAAGUAUGUAUUUUGCACUGAUUGUAUCCAUUAUUGUUUUUUUCCUUUUAAAAGGAACAUCCUGCUUUUAAAUCAUCAUGACAUACAUUAAAACAUUUUUUUUACCAUUUUUGGUCAGACAGAAAAUAGAUAUAUUUAGCCUACCGUAUUUCCUUGAAUUGCCGCCGGGGCGGUAAUUAAUUUAAAACCUCUUCUCACUCCGGCGCUUACCAAAGGCAUUCGCUAAAUGCAAGCAUGCGCUAAUUAUUUUAAAACCUCUUCUCACUCCAGCGCUUACCAAAGGCAUUCGGUAAAUUUAGGCCUGCGCUUUGAGUGUGAUGUAAGGAUACCAUCAUGAAAAGCACAUUUAAUAAAAAAAAAAACGUUAUUAUGGUCUUACCUUUACUUAUAAAUGAAGUCCAUGCGCAGAUCCUUCUGAACAAAAGCAUCGAUAACUUGUUUAUAGAAGUCUUCCUUAUCUUUCUUCAGUUUUAAAAGUCUCUCUGUCUCGAUGGAGAUAUUCCUUUAAUUAUUACCUCCUGGUUCGAUUGAAGGUCCAGUUUAGAAAACUGUUUUAUUUUAGAUAUGUAAUCCUCCAUGUUAAAAGUGCAAGCGAGAGAAAAUAAUAAACGAUCGCUGCUCACUGUUGCUGCGUGUUGUCACUUCUUCUGCAGCCGAGUAGUCGCAAGAAGGAUCACUAGCGCCCUCUACCACCAGGAGGCGGGAGUCAUUUAAUGACUCAUAUUUGACACACAGCUACGGUAUAUUAAUAAAACAUAGCUGCUUACUGUUUAGCAUAUUCAAUAGCUUGGACCUUAAAUCCUAAUGAAUAGCUCUUUAUGUUCUUCCCUUUAUGCGAUUUUAAUUUAUUGAAAUCAGCCUCCUCCAUUUUGAAAAUGAUGACAGGUGAAGUGUCACUCGUGACGUGACGAGUUUGACCCGGCGGAAAUUCUAGAAAUAUGCUAAUUAUUUUGCGAAACGAGUUUGACCCGGCUGAAAUUCUAGACAUGCGCUAAUAAAAAUAAUAUUUUGCGAAACGAGUUUGACCCGGCGUUAAUCCUGAGCCGGCGGUAAUGCUAAGCAUGCGCUAAUUAUUUUGCGAAACGAGUUUGACCCGGCUGUAAUUCUAGGCAUGUGCAUACUAUAUACCUGGCGGCAAUUCAAGGAAAUACGGUAAUAUAAAUAAACUCAACCUGUCAGUGCAUUCAGUUGCUAUGCGGACUAGAAGGCCUGCAGGGCCAUGACUCUUCCCCUAGGUAUUGCAUAUAGGGAUGUAAAUAAUUGUGUGCCUGUGAAAUAGAAAAAAGAACAAACUCAAUAAUGUUAGUGUUUUACCAGUCAACCGGUUGGGAACCGAAGGGCCACAAUGUGAAAUGAUUUUAUUUUUUGAUUGUAUGUUUAGAUUUAUAAUCACUAGUGUGCAAGGGUUAAUUCAACGUUUACCUGCCCACUACAAAGAAAUAGCAUCAUCUGAACAUGAUUGCAACAAAUAUGUGAAUUAUGUGCAUUUCAUACCUGAUAUCACCAUUAUAAAAAUGUAAAAAAAAUCUAAUGUUUUUACUGAGUUUUUAUACAGUCUUAAACUUGUUUUAUGAAGGUAUAUUAAUAAAAUGUAUUACUAUUUGUAAAGCCUCAAAA